Molecule: messenger RNA, 12956 nt
Organism: Astyanax mexicanus (Mexican tetra)
Lineage: Eukaryota; Metazoa; Chordata; Actinopteri; Characiformes; Acestrorhamphidae
Gene: ptprq
Product: protein tyrosine phosphatase receptor type Q
Exons: 58
Coding region: 109-9990 (3293 amino acids)
Biological process (GO): protein dephosphorylation
Molecular function (GO): protein tyrosine phosphatase activity; protein binding
Source: RefSeq, a predicted model, not a curated record
AAGUGAGAGGAAUGUUAAAUUUCAGAUUUGGAGUUUCUGAGCACAUAUCAGGAUUAUACACUGCUGCUCUCAGUGUAGAACAUCUGCAGUGCACUGAAGACUGAGUGGAUGGAUGGAUUAGAUUCUCUCUGGAGGCUGGGGCUCCUCAUACAGGUCUUAAGUGUCCCUGGUCUGAGCGGUCAGUCCUCUGUAUAUAUACAGGUGGAGUUUUGCCAUUUUCCUUCCAGUUCUGAGACGGAUACUCACACACUGUUGCUGGGAAACAAGGUGCUGAACAGCAGUACAGUGUGUGAGAGUGUGUGUCAGUGUGUUAUAGAUGCAAAUGUGCCGCAGAAAGCUGAGGAGCUGAAUCUAACACUGCAGUCAUACAGACACACUCAGCUGCUGGAAAGUCGGCUGUUUCAGCUGAUUCCUUUACAGAUCUCCUUUCUGAAGGUGGAGGUCUCUUCUACCAGCGCUCUGUUGAGCUGGACUGGGUGGAGUAAAGGUCAAGCGCUGUGGAUAUGUGUAGAUCAGCAGUGCUGGCUCCUGUCCUCCUCUCAGCCGUCCCGUCUGGUAACAGGACUACUGCCUAGAACUCAUUACAGCAUCACUGUGAGACAGAAAACAAACAUCCCCCCACUCAACAUCACCAUCACACAGAACCUGCAGCUGGCCAUAAAGACAGGACAGUGUCCUGCAGGCUGGCUGGCUGUGGGAUGGAGCUGCUUCCGGGUGAGGUUCGGUGUGGGUCUAACGUGGGCAGAGGCCCAGCAGGCAUGUGAGAGGACAGCUACUGGGGGUCAUCUGGCCAAUUUAAAGACAGAAGCUGAAUUUGUGUCUGUUUCCACCCAUCUGCAAUCCCAUAACCACCUUCUGCUACUGUGGACUGCUCUAAAUGACCGACAGCAAGAGGGUGACCUGCGCUGGUCUGAUGACUCCACCUACAGCCUGGACAUUGAUGUGACAUCAUCACCCCUCUCAGCCAAUCAGACGGACUGUGUUGCCCUUCAGAAGAACGCCUCCGGGCCAGGCUACCUCCUCACCUCGCUGUUCUGUUAUCUGCAACUGCCCUACAUCUGUCAGACAGACUUGCUGCAGGGCUUGUUUGCUGGGCUGCAGGUGGAGAGUGUGUCUGAGACAGGGGCAAGUGUUCGCUGGUCGAAUCUCUCUCAGGUCCUGCACUCGGCUGCCGGGGCUCGGCUCCGCCUCCACUAUGAGAAGUGGUCGGGGAAGCGAGUGCUCACACACACACCCCUCUCACACACUGAAGACAGAUUGGUUGUGUAUGGACUCUCCCCUGGACACGUCUAUUACUUCUCACUCAGUCUCACGCACCCCAGCGGAGCCUCUCAGACACUCGGCCCCAUUUCCAUCGCUAAAACCAGGCCGAACCCUCCGCUCAACAUCACAGUGACAGAGGUCACAUCCAGUCAGAUUGCACUGUCUUGGGAUGCUCCUGACUCUGCCCUGAAUGCUGUGUUUGAGCAGUUUGUCCUGCGCUGGAUGGACGUACGCUCAGGCAGAGGGAAGGGCCUGUGGUUAAACAGAGGAAACCUCAGCGCUGUGAUUGAUGGGUUGGAGGCCUAUCAUCAGUUCCGGAUUACUGUACAGUCAGUCACAGUGGAGGGGGUGGAGAGCUCUAAAGCCACACCCCUGUCUGUCAUCACAGAAGUCAGUCCCCCAUACAAUGUAUCAGCAUCAAAUAUUGGGCGGGAGAACAUGACUGUGUGCUGGGAGCCUUCUCAUGAUGGUAAUGUUGAUGGAUAUCACAUUCAACUGCGCCCACAAACAAGUGAUGUUGAGCCCAAAGAAUUCUGGGAGAGCAGCUCAGACUGCAUCACACUUGACAUGCUUGUGCCAGGUGAGACAUACGAAGUGGGGGUGGCUGCGGAAAAAGGCGGGAACAGGAGCAGGGAGCGAACCAUUCAACAAACACUAAAGCCAGAGAGGGUCCAGGAUGCUGUCCUGUAUGCAGCAGACACACAGUCUGUGGUGCUGUUUGUGCAGCUACCUGGCAGCCGCAGUGUGUAUGAUGGUCUCACUGUUGCAUAUCAGAGCAACAGCACCUGGAUACCCAUCUCUAAAAGUAGCAGCAAGGUUUUGGUGAGCAAUCUAAAUCCAGGAACUCUGUAUGCGUUCCAGCUGUUUGUCACCAGCAGAGAAAUGAGCAGUGAUGGCUUCAUUAUGCUCCCCGUCAGAACCUGUCUGGCUCCUCCUGUGCAUGUGCGUACUGGUGAUGUAACACACAGCUCAGUCGAGGUUCUGUGGGACAGUGCAGAGGGACGUGGCCACUCGUAUGAAGCACUUUGUGUAAACUGUGCUGACACUGUCAUGGUGCAGAAGGUUUUGGAGACUAGAGCAGUUUUUGAGGCUGUGAUCCCAGGGAAACUGUGUAACAUCUCAGUGCGCACAGAGAAGGAGUCCUUCAGAGACAGUGCAGCUGUGUUUCUCACCAUCAGGGCAUUUCCCAGUUCAGUCACACUACUACCAGUUCAAAGGACAGCAGCAUCUCUCUCUGUGCGCUGGACGGAUGGACCCGGGGUGUGCGACUCCUUCGUUCUGUCCAUCAGAAACUUCACCUAUAACCUGCAGACCAGCCUGAGCGUCUCUGAUGAGAGAUUCUACCAUGUUGGGAAUCUCCCACCCGGAAGCUUUUACACUGUUGAGGUGAUCAGUGUUAGCGGAGAGAGACACAGUGUUCCCACAGCUGUUACUGUGAAUACAUUUCCAGCCCCUCCUGAUGAUGUCACCUUUAUUGAGCAAGAAGGAAAUGCCAUGUACAUCACCUGGACACGCCCACUUGGAAGAGUGGACGGUUACAGGCUGCGUUAUGGCCUGGAUGCAGAUAUUCCUCCACUCCACCAGGUUAAUGUUCGUGGCAGCAGUGUGAGGAUAAAUGACCUGACUCCAGGAAAUGAUUACAAGUUGGAGAUUCAGUCCUUCCUGGGCUCUGAUUUCAGCCAGAGUGUUUUUAGGAACACCUCCACUAGGCCUGCAGGUGUGUGUUCUCUCUCUCUGUCACACACCAACUCCUCGUCUGCCACACUGCUGUGGGACUCUGCUGCUGGCCAGUUUGACUUCCACCAGGUGACCGUCAGAAACAGCUCACACCACUGGGUGCUAAACGUGAGCAAUUACACUCAGGAGUACACACUGAGCGGCCUGAGGGACGGCUGCUCUUACAACGCCACGGUGGAGCGGGUCAGGAGGACACUGAGCGGGGCAACUGCCAGUCUCACCAUAAACACAGUCCCUGCUGUCCCUGCAAAUGUGUCUGUGGUCAGUGUGUCCCUCCGCUGGUUCUCCCUCCGCUGGCUGCCAUCCUCUGGAUGUGAUCAGCAGUAUUCAGUCCAGCUCGUCCCAGACCAUGGAAAUGUCACCAUGACAACCACAAUAGAUGGGCAUUUACAGGCUAACGUGUCCAGUGUGACUCCAGGUACCUCAUAUACUGUAACAGUCAGCUCAGUGGCCUCCUCAGGUCUCAGCUCUCCUGUCAGCCGCAUCAUUACAACCAUUCCUCCAGCUCCCUCUAAACCAGAGGGAGAGCGGGUAGGCUCUAAUGGAAUCCUGCUCUCCUGGCGGAUGCCGUCGCCUCCGGACCCGACUAUCCACUCCUUCAUCAUAAGAUACAAGGAGGUGUGUCCACACCCUGACCCCACCUUCACUGAGAUCACCAAAAGCCUGGACAUCCCAGAAACACUGCUCAACACACUCUCACCCGGGGCCACUUAUAACAUCAAGGUUGCAGCAGUAAACAGGGCGGGGACUGGACCUUUUAGCCAAUCACUUUACUUUAAAACUGCAGAAGCCCCUCCUGGCCUGGUAACAAAUCUCACAGCCUACGCUCAGAAUGACUCCUUCGUGAUGGUGACGUGGUUUCUACCAGUACGCAUAAAUGGACUCAUUACUAAGUUUGCAGUUAAAGCCAAACACGCAAGAACUGGGCAGACAGUCCAGACUCUGGAGCUCAACGCUGAGGACAUCAUGAACGGAGCUCUGCCCCACUGUAAUGAUGCUGCCGACAUUCUGUCUCGUGGAACUCCCAGUCCGUCUGAGUCCUCCCUGAUGACUUCUGCUGCUCUGCCCUCAGUCACGCUGUCGGCCAUUCCUCCGGCCUCCACCUGGAGUGUGCCAAUCAGCGUGGGAAUGGAUAAGCUCCGCCCCUACACAGCUUAUGUGUUUGAGGUCUCUGCCUUCACCAGCGAUGGAGAGGGACAGAUUGCCAGCACUAUGGUCCGAAUGCCAGAGGCUGCCCCUCAGGAUUCGCCGCAGAAUCUGUCAGUUUGGAACAUCACCUCCAAAUCCCUCUUUCUGUCCUGGGAGCCUCCGACCAUUAUCACAGGACGCUUUACUUAUGUCGUCCAGCUCUACGGCCCAGCAGGUCUUAUUAGUGAAAACAGUACGAGUGAGCAGAUGUUUAUGUACACUGGACUGACUCCAUACACACGCUAUCGUAUGGUCGUCAUGGCCAAAUCAGCUGGAUCCACAGGUCCUGCAGCAGAGAACAGCAUCUCAACACCUUCAGAGGCUCCGGGUGCAGUGUCUGAUCUGAGAGCAGCAGCUGUAGACUCCACAUCUGUACGUCUGUCCUGGGGAAUCCCCAGCCAGCCCAACGGCCUCAUCACCCGCUACCGUAUACUGGUCCUGUUCCACGAUAUACUCGUACAGGACAUUACCCUCAGACGACUACAGCAGGAUGUAAAUAAGACGGGAGAAGGUGUUGGUACGUUGCUAGGAGGUUACUAUGACAGCAGCUCUCGAGUGCUGCGUCGCUCUGCCAGGUCAACUAAUAUCACCACGGCAACCGCACAGUCCACCAUCACCCCUGCCUCCCCCGACUCCACCAGCACCGACAAGCUGAACACUCACACUCCCAACCAACUCCCCACUCUCUCAUUCACUGCAAGAACGGCCGAGCAGCCCCUCACUGCGAGCCCCCCCGCCACACCCCCACCCUGGCUCACUGUCACCACCAACCCUCGCACUGCUACACCCUACGACUCUCUCACUGCAUCCUUCACUGACCUUUUACCUGUGACCUCGGGCUCUGACCACCCACCCCCUCUUAGCCCCGCCCAGCCACAGCCCUCCACCAGGGCUGCGGUCACAGGGUUCACCUUCCAGCCCCGCCCCUCCACACAGACCGCCGUCACCAGCUGGAUCGAGGUUCUGCCAGCUGCUGAAGAGAUAAUGGAUCUGUCCUCUGAUCACAUCUCCUACAUGGUGAAGAGACUGAGUCCUUUUACUGAAUAUAACUUCAGCGUAUCUGCUUACACCACUGUGGGAGAAGGUCCUUCCACACUAAUCACAGAGAAAACUACAGAGCAGGUUCCCAGUUCAGUUCAGGAUGUGUCCUAUCAGAACAUAAGCUCCACCUCUGUCCUCGUGAGCUGGAGUCCACCUCUGAACCCUAAUGGAAAGAUCACACACUACACUGUCUAUCUGCUCAACCUGCACAGCCAUGAAGCCCAGCAGCAGAUGACGAAUGCCACCAGUAUAGUCCUCAGAGGUUUGGACAAAUACACUCGAUAUAAGCUGCGUGUGGCUGCGUCGACUGCAGUCGGGGAGAGCCCCCUGUCUGUAGAGGAUGACGUUUACAUACUGACACCUGAGGAUGAACCUGACUCUCCUCCACGAGAUCUGGCUGUAGUGAACACCACCUCCUCCACCGCCACCAUCACCUGGUCUCCUCCUGACAAGCCCAACGGCAUCAUUCGCCUGUAUGAAAUCUUCUACAGCAACGCCACCUACAGCCACACAGUUAACAGCACUGUAUCCAGCGUCACACUGCGCAACCUGAAGCCUUACUCCCACUACAACGUGAGCGUACAGGCGUACACACUGCUCGGCAACGGGGACCAGACCUCACCCACCCUGCAGAUGAUGUCAGGAGAGGAUGUUCCUGGCAGUCCUCCAUAUGGUCUGGCGUAUGAGAGCAUCAGCUCCAGUGAGGUGAACGUGACGUGGUCGCCCCCUGUUGUUCCCAACGGCAUCAUCUUGUACUACAAUGUGGAGUACUGGAACUCCACACACACCCUAAACCUCACCACACACACUCCCUUCACUGUCCUGUCCAACCUGCGCAAGUACGCUAACUACCGCCUCGCUGUGCAGGCAGCCACGCAGGUCGGCCUGGGCAACCACAGCAGCGAGAUCCUGAACAUCACCACCCUGGAGGAUGUGCCGAGUGGUCCGGUCCACAAUCUCUCAGCUCAGCUCUACGGCUCCACAGCUGUCGUGAUUAGUUGGGACCCCCCUCUGGAGCCCAACGGUAGAGUCUUCUACCAGCUGAGCUUACUGGAGGCGGGCAUCACACACCCCUCCAUCAACCGCACAGAAAACCGCACCAUCACCAAGACCACCACCGACACAGUGUUCCUCUUCACCAAACUCAGAAAGUACUUCCCCUAUGUUCUAUACGUUACCCCAGCAACCAGUGCAGGCUCCGCCCUAAAUCACACCUCUGUGCUUCACCUGAGAACGGAUGAUGACAUUCCUAGUUCUCCUCCAGUGCACAGUAUGAGCAGGAACCUCUCUGCUACAUCUGUGCUGGUAUCCUGGUAUUCGCCUGUUGAGACGAACGGGGAGAUAAUUGAAUAUGCCCUGGUUCUAAAUGGUCCUAAAGGAUCGAACAGCUCAUACACACCUGACACCUAUUUUAUUCUCAUGUACCUCACCCCGUACACGUCCUACAACCUCUCCAUCUCUGCGGUGAAUCGCAGGGGCAUGGGCCCCUCCCUCAUGCUGGCUCUGCACACUGACGAAGCAGGUCCAAUGUCUCCUCCGCGAAAUCUGAGCAUCUUUAACCACUCGUCAGACUCGGUGUGGCUCCACUGGGAACCUAGUCUGGAGCCCAAUGGUCUGAUUCAACAUUACGGAUUCAGAAUAGUGGAACUGAACACAAACACUGUUACAUACCAGAACUCGUCAGAUGCCUCCACUCAAGCAGAAUUAAGUGGCUUCAAACCUCACAGCUCAUAUGAGAUAAGUGUGUGUACCUACACUAGAGUGGGCAAUGGAGAUCAGUACAGUCUUCCAGUUACCUUCACCACCAAUGAAUCAGUGUCAGAGGCAGUUGGGAAUCUGUCCUGUUCAGGCCUGGACUGGGAUUCAGUCUAUAUGGAAUGGGAGCCUCCGGUUAAUCCCAAUGGGGAGAUUCUGCUUUACCUGAUUCGCUCAGGAGAAUUUAAUGAGGAGGUGUAUCCUCUAACACUCCCAGAUACAGAAAUACUGACACACACAUUCAGCGGCCUGAAGCCUGAUUCUUUCUAUGUGAUCUCUGUGGCUGCGGUGAACUCUGAGGGACCAGGAGAGGAAGCUAACUGCACAGCUCACACUCCUCCAGAAUCAGUUCCAGGUCCUCCUCAGAACCUCUCUGUGUUUAACACCUCUUCUAACGCUGUGACUCUGAGCUGGCUUCGUCCUGCGCGGGUUCCAGGGCUGCUGCGGGGUUACAGGGUGGAGAGGCAGCGUUUGAGUCAGGCGUGUGAAGCAGGGGAAGAUCUGUCCUGCGUGGAGAGUGAGAUUGUGAUGUCUGUAAAGGGGACAGGAGAUCAGGAGAUGGUCACUCUGCAGUCUCUGCUCAAAUUCAGACGCUAUAGGAUCAGGGUGGUCGCACUCACUAAUGCUGGAGCAGGAGAGCCUACAGAGUGGAUCUAUGUACAGACACUUGCAGGAAACCCUGAUGCUCCCCCUCGCUCUAUCUCAAUAACUCCAACUUCCUCCGGACUAAAAAUCGAGUGGGACGAACCAGAAAUCAUCUCAGGACCCACCUCUUACCUCAUUGACGUUGUUGCUUUGGACGGUUCGGGACGCAAUAUCAGUAAAGUGAGGGAGUGGAUAGAAAUGAGGGCAGUGCUGAUUGGGAAUUUGACUGCGUUUACUCAGUACUCAGUUACUGUCACUGCCUUCACUGGAGACGUGGCUGAUGCUCACAGAGACGGCAUGUCCUCUGAGCCUGUUCUCGUCAGAACACUGGAGGAGGAACCAAAAGAUCCACCCAAAAACCUGACCCUCACAGUGAUCCCAGAGGAGGUGACUCGUGUAUAUGUAACAUUCUUACCGCCGGACGAGCCGAACGGGAACAUCAGCGCAUACCGUGUGUCCAUCUAUCGUGAUGGACAGCUGGACUUCCACCUCAACAUCAACAGCCAGAGUGUGAUCAGCAACCCAAACAAAACCAUGACUGCUGUAAUAGAUGGGCUUAAGGGAGGCUUUAACUACAGCAUACGGAUAUCUGCAGUGAAUGGAGCAGGUUUAGGGCCCAGCUCAGAAGUUAGAGUCACUACAGGAAUGAAAGCCCCGCCCACACCGAACAAAAAGCCUAUGGUAGCUUUAAACAUUGCAGGCGCUAUUAUGGCAACAUCCAAAACCAUAACCAUCGAGAUGCCUGAGUGUUUCUUCUCUGAUGACAACGGUCCCAUUAGGAAGAUUCAGGUCAUCAUCUCUGAGCCUGCAGUGAUGGACUACAAUAACGUGUCUAACUGGAAGAGUGUGUUCCUCCAUCCUCCUGCUCCGUACUUCACUGAUGAAGGCUUUCCUAACCCGGAGUGUCGUGAGGGUCUGAACCGCGGGGAAACGCAGAGCGGCACAUACAUUAUAGGAGCAGACGACUGCUUCUCUGAAGAGGCUCAGACACUCUGUAACGGACCCCUCAAACCAAGAACUUACUAUGUAUUUAAGUUUCGUGCAACAAAUAUCCUGGGCCAGUACACAGACUCCGCGUACUCAGACCGGGUCAGAACUGCAGACGACCAGCUCCUGACUCGAGAUGAGCAGAUCAUCCUGGGAGUGCUUCUGUCAUUUUUCCUGGCUCUGUUUUUGAUCUUGAUUAUAUAUGCGUCUGUGCGGAUUCAUCAGAGGAAGAUGGAAGGCGGGACCUAUUCUCCACGGGAAGCAGAGAUCAUUGAGACGAAGCUAAAGCUGGAUCAGCUGAUUGCAGUGGCUGACAUGGAGCUGAAAGAGGAGAAAAUCAACCGGUACUCCUCCUUUUUCUUUAGGAGGAAGGAGAUAUUUGUGAUCCAGCUGCUCAGUUAUAGGAAAUCUCUUAAGCCAAUCAGUAAGAAGGCUUUCCUUCAGCACGUGGAGGAUCUCUGUGCCAAUGAUAACGCCAAGUUUCACGAGGAAUUUGCUGAGCUGCCGAAGCUUCUGCAGGAUCUGGCCACAUCUGAUGCUGACCUGCCGUGGAACCGCUCCAAAAACCGCUUUACAAACAUUAAACCCUACAACAAUAACAGGGUGAAGCUGCUGUCUGAGCCGGGAAUUCCAGGGUCUGAUUACAUCAAUGCUAGUUUUGUCUCUGGCUAUCUGUGUCCUAAUGAGUUUAUAGCGACUCAGGGUCCUCUGCCUGGCACAGUAGCUGAUUUCUGGAGAAUGAUCUGGGAGACCAGGACCAAGACUGUUGCCAUGCUGACUCAGUGCUUUGAGAAGGGUCGGAUUCGCUGUCAUCAGUACUGGCCAGAGGACAAUAAACCCGUCACUGUGUUCGGAGACAUCGUCAUCACAAAGCUAACAGAGGACGUCCACCCGGACUGGACCGUCAGAGCGCUCAGAGUGGAGAGGCACGGAGACUACAUGGUGGUGCAUCACUUCAACUACACGUCCUGGCCGGAGCACGGAGUUCCAGAGUCCAGCUCCACACUCAUCCAGUUCGUCAAAGCUGUCAGAUCAAACAGGGGCCACGACAACACAACCAUCGUAGUUCACUGCAGUGCCGGCGUGGGCAGAACUGGAGUGUUUAUAGCUCUGGAUCACCUGAUUCAGCAUGUGAGAGAUCAUGACUUUGUGGAUGUGUAUGGGCUGGUGGCGGAGCUGCGCAGUGAGAGGAUGUGCAUGGUGCAGAACCUGGCUCAGUAUAUGUUUCUGUAUCAGAGCACUCUGGAUCUGCUGACCAGCAAAGGCAACAGUCAGUCCAUCUGGUUCGUCAACUACUCCGCUCUGGAGAAGAUGGACUCACUGGACGCUAUGGAAGGUGACGUUGAGUUGGAGUGGGAAGAGACGACAAUGUAAAGGAUGACAUUGAUUCUUAUGAACUUUGUCUGUGAAGACUUCACUGACGUCUGAGAGACACAGAACAAACGGAUGAACCCUGGAUGUAGACUACUGGGACACUGCGGCCAAACAGAGCAAACACAGGCACAUCUUUUAUCUGACAGCUUGCACACGUACUGUGCAUGUGUGUGUGUGUGUGUGUGUAGGUGUGUGUACGGAAUACUUAUCACACUGCUUCACCACAUCCUCCUCUGAUUGCUAGGAAGGCGAGUAAAACGCAGUUUGACUGUAAAAGACCUCUUAGAAUUAUCUGUCACACUAAAGACGUGGUGCACUGUUUCACUGUGCAGCGACUCCUGCACUAUAUGAAGAAUUAGAAGGAUUUUGCAGGGCUGAAUGGGUAAAAAUUCUCUGUAUAAGAACUGUGUGUGUAAAAAUGCUCACUUCAUGCCUUCCCCAAAACCUUUAUUUGCAGUACUCUCUGAAUUAUUAUCAAUUGGAUAGCACAGAGCACCAUAAAACAAAUAACACAGUAAGAUGUAAGACUCCAGAUAGCGUUCUAUUUCUUGAUAUGAAAAUAUUUUUGAGAUGAUUAUUUUUGUACUGGUGUUCCCUGGGAAUGUUUGGUGAGUGUUUUUUUUAGGUAGUAUUCCUCGGUUUCUAAUGUAUUUAAGAAACACAGGAACAGAACUGCUUGUAGGAUUAUUGGAAAGGCAAAUGAAACUCUCCUUUUUAACUGGAGAAGUAAAUAAUAAUUUAGCAGACUGGAGUGUUGGUGCUCUAGUCUGAACUGCACGUCUGUUAGAAAGGCAUAUUUAAAUCUUCUUUGUACAAGAAAAUGCCUUUUGGGUGAUUUAGUAGAUGUGGUGAGCCUUUUGCAAAGAACAAUGAGUGAAAAUACCUUCCUUAAAACCUUCUCUGACCAACUCAGAGUACUGAAAUGCAAUGAGAUGGUCACAGGGGGCCGCAUUUCAUUUCAAGUAUCAUAAGAUCUUGGUUUUCAGGAAGGCAUUUGCUCAUUUCCUAAUGUAAUUAAGAAAUACCUAAUAACAGGAAUAGUGGAGGUGGAGAUAAUGCUCCAAGAAGAAACAAAGAAUGAAGAAAUAUGUGUGUACAAUAUACAAUAUUCCUAAUACUUUCCCUCAAAACCUCCUCUGACCAGCAGAGAGGGGCCAAUUUUGUUAAUUAUUAUAAGAAGUCCUUCAUUUUCAGAUAGCAAUUUACUCAUUUCCUAAUGUAAUUAAGAGGUACCAGAUAGCAGGAACAGAGGAUGUUGAAAUUCUGCUCUGACAGAUACUGAUCUGAGAGAGCUGCUCCAGUAGAGCUGCUCGUAUUAUUGUUAGUAAGGCAAAUCAACCCCCCACUGUUGACUGUUGAAAGAUCUUCAGGUUGGUUUAGCAGACUGGAGUGGUAGUGCACUAUUCUACUGUGCAGCAGCAUUUGCACAAAUAUAUAUAAAAAGCUAGAAGCCUUUUGCAGCUCACUUAAGUGGUGGUGCACUAUUCUACUGUGCAGCGACAACUGCAAAAAUACAAGAAUUAGGAGCCUUUUUCCAGAAACAGUGGGUGAAAAUCCCCUACAUAAGAAUGAGGAGUGUAUGCUCCAGACAAUGCAACUAUCUUAACUGGUAUAUUUUACCUAAAACCUUCUCUGACCAACACAAAUUACCAAAUGCAAAGAGAUGGUGUUAGAAGCGGGCAUUUAAUUUAUUAGUUGUUCUGAACAUUUCAACAGGACAGGCAAACCAAGCAAUUGCCUGUGGUCCCCAGAAAGUGACUGAGUAUAAAUUGAAUUUAACGACAAACUGUGUGAGAGGCUGUUUAUAUUUUUUAAUGGUCAAUGCAGGAGCAUAUAACCAGACUGGAACAUGUUCAGCAGUAUCCAUAUACACCAUAUACAGCUGUUCACUGUCUUUAACAGUAGAACGGAUAAACCUGUCUUUUAUAUCUGACAAGAUUUGAUUAACCUUACAUGUCUUUACUCAUCUUAAGAUUCUUUAUAUGGUUCUAUUCGUGGACACGCUCUGUCUGUGCGUUGUAAAAGAGAGGAGGCACAGAGCAUUUUGCCUUAAUCUUGGUCAAAAAUUGCUUUGCUGUUUAAACUACACUUACUGUGGUGGGGUUAAUUUUGCUUUGGGCCCCCAAAUGUCUUGGUCCUGUUAGUAGUGUAAGAUCUUCAUUUUUGAUGAAGACAUCUACUCGGAUCCUCAUGUAACUAAGAAAUACAAUACAGGUUAAGAUAAAGCUCAGAAAGGUACUGCUUCUAGAUAAACGCUCAUAGGGUUGUUAGAAAGGCAAAUCUGAACCCCAUUUUACAGCAAAAUGUCCUAAGAAUCACUUAUCAGACUGGACUGGUGGUGCACAAUUCUACUGUGCAGAACAAACAGCAAAAAUAUUAAACAUUAGAAGCCUAUUUCAAGAAUAAAUCAGUGAAUAUACUUUAAAUGAGAAUUAUGUGAACUGCAGUUCUUUAGCCAUGCCAUAUAAACAUUAAAAUAUAUAAAUCAUAUUCUAGACCUGUCAAAAGACUGUUCCUGUUUCACAUUGUCUACAUUUAUAUCCCUUAUUCUUAACACUACAAGCAGCAGAUUAUGGUGUGAUAUAUCCAGUUCACUCGCUCAUGGUCUGUCUGGAAGAACUGCUCUCCUCCGCCUUUGCCCCAUCUUAUAUCCCUCCACUAAAACAGCAGGUUGCAAUAUAUUACAUCAUUCAUGUAUUUAUUCAUGCAUUGGUUGAGUAGAUCACACAUUAUCUAAAGAAGGACCCAGCACUUGUCACCUCACUCUGUGUCUUAUUUCUACUCAGUUAUUGUUUUUGUCAUAAAUUAUUAAGCCAAAUGAGUGUUUGUGUCAGGAGCUAGUAAUACACGACUUUUUCUGAGUGUAUAUUUUCAGAUGAAGCAGUAUUUGUGUUUUAAAAUAAAUGUGUUUUUUUGUUCUUCUGAAAUGUGUAGACUGUCUCACAGUUAUGAAUAUUGGAUGAAAA